Fundulus heteroclitus (mummichog) is the source of this 4609-nucleotide messenger RNA. Its product is annotated as cyclin-Y-like protein 1. Gene Ontology annotation, molecular function: cyclin-dependent protein serine/threonine kinase activator activity; protein kinase binding. Gene Ontology annotation, biological process: regulation of cyclin-dependent protein serine/threonine kinase activity; regulation of canonical Wnt signaling pathway. Gene Ontology annotation, cellular component: plasma membrane. The coding region runs from base 839 to 1876 and encodes 345 amino acids. The record is from RefSeq and is a predicted model, not a curated record. The transcript has 10 exons. Lineage: Eukaryota; Metazoa; Chordata; Actinopteri; Cyprinodontiformes; Fundulidae.
UGUCAUUGUGAGCUCCAGCAACAGAUGGCGACGGCAGUAGCGUUUAGUCGCGUUUCCAAUCUCUCAGGGUGGACGUUCUGAACGCAGAGUUCCUGAUUACUUCCAGAUUCGUAAUUUCUUUUAAGCGUUGGAUCCGAAAGAAGAAAAAACCCAAGUCAUCCGAUUUGUACUUAUAGUUUACUCCUUAUAGCUGUUCUUUUAUUUGUCUUGACGUCAGAUUUCUGUCGGAGGCCUCAAAAGCCUCGGACUAAAUUUGGCCACACACGGAGCCCGGCGUAAGGCGUCUCCGGUAUUGUUCGGAAAGUUUCCCAAAACGUAUUUAGCCAGACGUGUUUACAUUGAGGGUGUUAUGGGUAUGUUUUAUAAAGUUGGUUCUGCUCACGUCAUAGCAAUUAACGCGGAGUAGAUUUAAAUUAAGGGGGCGAGCUAACUGAUGUAGCUACCUAGCAAAGAGCCGGAUGAAUGAAUGAAGCAGCUUGCAACUACUUGGAUUUAAAACAACAACAACAAGCUUUUAUCCCCCCCACUACCAGCUGAUGUCCUGUUUUCCUACAAGGCGCCACUGAUCUCUCCUCUACUCCGGAGAACCUUCUCGGGCGACUCUUCCCCGACUGUUACGCUGGCUUUCCACAAAUGGACAGGAAUGCUUCGCUUGGGAGUGGACGGGCAGCGGCAGCUUAGCACGCCAAGAUAGCGCCGCCGCCGACUCGACUGUCGUCUCCUGAUGUUUGCUAGGAAGGGCGAGGUCAGCUUCAGCUAGCUACAGAUAUAUAUAUAUAUAUGUGCCCUACUCGGUCUCGGCGGCGGUAAGUGUGACGCUCGCGGCCAGGGUUUCGGGAUGGGGAACACGGUGUCAUGCUGCGUGUCGCCCGAGUCCAGUCCCAAGCUGCCCUCGAGGCAGCCCGCCGAGCGGCUGGAGGAGUUUCACACCAGCACCGAAGUGAGCGACGACCAGGCCGGGCCCUAUCUGCAGCACAUAAGCGACAGGGAGGUCCCCGACGAGCUGGCCUUGGAAUCUAAUCCUUCGGACCACGCCCGGGCGAGCACCAUCUUCCUCAGCAAGUCCCAGACAGACGUGCGCGACAAGAGAAAAAGCAACCACCUAAACCAUAUCAGUCAUGUUUCUCCUGGUCCCCCAAUGAAGAAGUACAGCUCCUGUUCCACCAUCUUCAUAGACGACAGCACCGUGAGCCAACCCAACCUCAAAAGCACAAUUAAAUGUGUCACUUUAGCCAUAUACUACCACAUCAAAAAAAGGGACUCUGACCGGUCGCUGGACAUCUUUGAUGAGAAGUUGCACCCUUUAUCAAAAGAGCCAGUGCCAGACGACUACGCGUACGUCGACCCCGAGCACAAACACAUCUAUCGCUUCGUCAGAACGCUCUUCAGCGCCGCACAGCUCACGGCAGAAUGCGCCAUCGUCACUCUAGUCUACUUAGAGCGCUUGCUGACUUACGCGGAGCUGGACAUUUGUCCGGCCAACUGGAAGCGCAUCGUCCUGGGAGCCAUCCUGUUGGCCUCCAAGGUGUGGGACGACCAGGCCGUGUGGAACGUCGACUACUGCCAGAUCCUCAAAGACCUCACCGUGGAGGACCUGAACGAGAUGGAGCGGCAGUCCCUGGAGCUCCUCCAGUUCAACAUCAACGUGCCGGCCAGCGUUUACGCCAAGUAUUACUUUGACCUGCGGCAGCUGGCUGACGACAACAACCUGAACUUCCCGCUGGAGCCCCUCGACAACCAGCGUGCUCAGAAGCUAGAGGCCAUUUCAAGACUGUGUGAGGAUAAAUACAAGGAUCUGAGCAAAGCAGCGAUGAGACGAUCCCUCAGCGCAGACAACCUGAUAGGAGUACGACAUUCGAACGCCGUGCUGUCGUAGCCCCCCCCCUCCCCCCUCCUCCUCGGCGGACAAACAUGGAGUCGUCGCGGCCGCAGCUGACGGGCUUCUGCCUUCAAAGCGCCGCAGCAUGAGCCGCUCCCGGCGGUCUGUCACAGCUUUACGGCCGCAUCAUGGGUGAAGCUGAAACUCUGGCUUCUGACUAAACCGAUUGUCAGCGAUUCUUUUUACUGUUUUUUUUUUUUCUUUUUCUUUUAAUUUAUUUCUUACCAAACUCUCUUUCUCCCAAAACGGUGUUAAAAAGUGAAGGAGCGACUGAUCUGUAGUCGUCACACAAAGCGGCGUCAGGACAAAGGUGUGUAGUUCGUUCUGUCUUGACAGACGAGGCGAAGGCUUGGUCUGAGGUUUGGUCGUUUUUUUUUGUGAACAAAUCGAGAAGAAAUGGAUGUUGGCGACCGUCUAAGCUCAGCUGGUGAGGUUGUUCAGUCCGCAGCAGAAACGUCUGAACAAAGACUGAGAUAUCGUUGGUUCAUCAGAACACCCCGUCUCUUUAUCCUCAGUGUUUUACGCUCUGUUUUUCAUAAUCGUAUCCAAUAACGUUGGAAACGUGGGCUUUUAUUUCUAACUCAGUUUUGUCGGAACAGAUUUUCCCGAUUUUGGUCCCACAAAGAAGGGCGACGGUCACAUCUUGCAUCCAAAUAUAGUCACUGAUUUUAUUUAUUGCGUCAUUGCUCCUCAGGGCCUCAGCGCGCCCUGAGAAAAAUCAGAUGGAAAAGCUUUUGGAACAUUUUAGCUUUAGUUUGACCUUUUUGGUUUCUGAAAGUGCUCGUUUUAGCCUUUUUGAUUGGAAUAGCUAAAGGUGUAUUCUCUGUUACGCAGUACUUGGAAAAAGGUGUUGAAUUAUCCAUAAUUCUUUAAUAUUUGAUGUAUUUAUGUCUUGGUAUGUUUUAGUGGUCAUGAUCACAAGUUCUCCUGGCUGUCUUUAGGGGCUUAAAGUUGACAUUAAAGCUAAAUGAGUAGUGGGAUUUUAUUUCUUAAGCCACUUAACCCUGGCCUUAAACUCGCUUAGCUGUUCUAUUUCAACAUAAUGGGUGGGGAAAAAAGCCCCAUUUUUAAAUUUAGCAUAGCUGACAUUUCUCUUUAUGUAAUCAACGAACAAACAUAAACUGUUAUCACAGACGCUUCCUUCUUGGGCUGGCCAUUUUCUAGCUGAUAGUUUCGUCUUCAUUUGUGCAGGAGUACCAAUUGAUAUUUGGUAAAAAAAAAAAAAUUAAAACUCGAUUUGGUUGAUUGGACAUCUAAAGUAAUUGGUUGGUGAGGCCAAACGAGAACUGCAGCUUGUGGCACUCCUCGUCCGAUUAUAAAGAGCAAAACAAGCGAUAAACUUCUGCCCAAUAAGCGCAUUUACUACCAGCUUCUACUUUAUUCUACAUUUUGCUUCGAUCUUCCACCACUGUCUAUAUACGUAGGAAACAGAAUCAUAUUUAAAGCUAAAGUCUUUUAAAUCAACCUUCUUUGAUGUUUAUCUGCAUCCUCGAUUUUUAUUUUUGUUACUUCAAAACAGCUUUAUUGAUGGAAGCUGAUUGGGUACGUGGAAAUGCUUGGCUUCUCCGUAUGCUUGCGUAUGAAUCAAAAUAAGUAAUAAAGGUUAUAGGCAGCGUUGUAAAGUUCACUAUAACACAGUCGUCGUGGCUGCAGCCGUGCUUGUAGAAAGUCGCUCAUAGAGAACUGCACGGAUGCGCGUUCUGGCUGUUUCGGGAGUCGGACCUUCGAUUAUUCGUUCCUGCUGUCCUCUGAUCUGCAUCUUUAUUGGCUGAGAUGCUAAAGCUCACAGAGAGCGGUGCAGCUUUUGUGUAACGGUAAAAGAAAGCGCGGGUUAAUCACGGCUAAAAUUGCCAUCCCAAUUAUUAGCCUCUGUUAAUUUAGCAGCAGCAGGGAAUAAUUGUUGCUUCUCUGUUUUAAAUAAAAGCCAGCAGAUCAUAUUGUGCUGCUGCUGCUUAAAGGCUUCCUGAUGCCGUCGUACCGUGAAGGUUUAUCGCGCUGCGAGGAGCCGAUGCUGGCCACAACCUGCUCAGUGUUAUGUGGCUUAGAGAAAUGAUUGACUUUGGUGUUAAAAUGGGUUCUGGACUAAAGAAAAGUGUCAAAAAGCAAAAGGCCCGUCAGAGAGGCCAGUGAACUGUGAUCAAGACCAUCCUGGUCCUUAGAUGCAAAAUCUACAGAGAUGAAGGAGAACUCAAGACUUUAACACAGUAUAGUAGAUUUGAGUAAAAAUUGACUUGAAAUUUGGUUUUUUUUUUUUUUUUAGUAAUUGUCCCGGUCUGAGCUGAGGAUGUCUUUCUAACACAGAAUCUAACCGUUAACAGGAGAUGGUUGGAGUAAACAAAGCUCCGGUCAGCUGUGGUGGUUCAGGAGUCAGGAGUGCCAAUUGUGGGAUUGUUGUAACGCCGUCUAUACAUGCGUACCUUUGGAUGCUCAAAUGCUACUGAUGUUAGGUCAGUACUGCUACUGAGUGGGAGUGGGUGGGUGGGGGGGGGGGAUCCCCCCACCGUCCAUCUUUGGUUUUAAGCCCCUCAGAUCUCACCAUCGUCAGAAGCUUCCCAACCCCUUUGUUCAGAAACACCACAUAGAUGCAGAGGGAACAAAAGACUGAUGGAUGAACCCUCUCCUUUUUUUUGCUUACUAUGUAGGCUACUAGCUGUGAAAUUAUUCUUUUUAAUGAAAAGAGGAGUUUGCAAAUGGAAUAUUUUAAAUAAACACUAAUCAUGUGACAGAGAA